AAAGUGAGGAGACGAUGAAGACGAUUCUUUCUUCUGAGACGAUGGACAUUCCAGAAGGCGUUAGCAUCAAGGUUAACGCCAAGGUGAUCGAAGUGGAAGGACCUCGCGGGAAGCUCGUUCGCGACUUCAAGCAUCUCAACCUCGAUUUCCAGCUCAUCAAAGACGCGGAGACUGGGAAAAAGAAGCUCAAGAUCGAUUCGUGGUUCGGAUCUCGAAAAUCAAGCGCAUCCAUCAGAACCGCUCUUAGCCACGUCGAUAACCUCAUCACCGGUGUCACAAGAGGUUUCCGAUACAAGAUGAGGUUCGUGUAUGCUCAUUUUCCCAUCAACGCUUCCAUCGGUGGUGACAGCAAGUCUAUCGAGAUCCGUAACUUCCUUGGCGAGAAGAAGGUGAGAAAGGUGGAGAUGUUGGAUGGUGUAACCAUUGUUCGGUCUGAGAAAGUUAAGGAUGAGAUUGUUCUUGAUGGUAAUGACAUUGAGCUUGUGUCGAGGUCAUGCGCUCUUAUCAAUCAGAAAUGUCACGUGAAAAAGAAGGAUAUCAGGAAGUUCCUUGAUGGUAUUUAUGUUAGCGAGAAGAGUAAGAUUGUUGAAGAGGAAUAAACAUAAUUUUCUCGUCACUAUCUCUAUUUAAUGUUUAGUUUUGGUUUACAGACCAAAGCACCGAUGUCGUACAACUCAGCUUGUCCUUUGUUCCGUUUUGUUCGAGAUUUUUAUUUACUUAACAACUAAGCUUGUCUUUAGAGAAAAUUAUAGUAGAGUAACUCCAAAUGCUCUCAUCGCAAAAAAAUCUUUCUUCCUAUCCCCUUUUAUUCUCAAUACUCCUUUAUCUUUGAAUUCCCUAUACUAAUCUUUAUUUCUUUAAUAUAUCU
This is a messenger RNA of Eruca vesicaria subsp. sativa (arugula), 868 nucleotides long. NCBI's taxonomy places the organism in Eukaryota, Viridiplantae, Streptophyta, Magnoliopsida, Brassicales, Brassicaceae. The record is from the annotation of a GenBank genome assembly.